AAAUUUGGGUUGGCCUUGGGAACCACCCAUUAUCUCUGGCCACCACUGGCCCUGCCCCUCCCUUCCAUGGGGAAGCCGGCAUCUGACAUAGCCCUGAGAUCUUGUACAUUAGUCUUGAGGCAGGGUAGGGGUGGGUGUGGUGGAGAGGAAGUCACACCUGGGAGGUGAGGUGCUAGUGGACUGUUCCCUGAGAGACACGAGGAGGCUAAAGGAUUCCCAGAGAAGCUUCACAAGUCCCUGAGGCUAGGUUAAGGCCUGGGCCAAAAUCAUCUAAGGGUGUGUCUGUAUCAGCUGUUUCCCCCAGGACUUCACUCCAUCUUGAAUAGGAGGUGCAGUCUGUAGCACUUUUUGAACGGCUUCCUUGAGUCAGGAUGGCUUCCUGGUUUUGACCCAGGAAACUCAGUACGUUAUCAAAGAGGCACCCUGCUAGCCUUCCGGAAAGAUGCUCCUCACCUGGACACGGGAUGCUUUGUGCCCUUUAAAGCUUGCUGUUUAAAAUGGCCAGCUGGAGCCAGUCAGAAAAUGUUAUUCAGAGUGAACACCUGAAGUAGCAAACUGGUGUAUCUGCUUGCAAGGAAAUGGUCCCAUCCUUUUCGAUGUGUAGCCAUUGACAAUCCUACAACAUUCCUUUGAAGGGUUUAAUUGCAACUAAAUUAAACUAUGAGUGGAGGGGGCGGUUUUCAUGCAGGCUGAUCUUCAUCCUAGGCUUACUCUACCUUGCUGCUACACAGUGUCCACCUUGGUUUGCAUUUGGAUGGGUGACUACAUGUGAGCGUGUAAGAGAUUCCCCUUAGGGGAUGGGGCUGCGACAUCUCCAGAGAGGGCUGAGAGAGACUCCUGCCUGGAACCUUGGAGAGCUGCUGCCAGUCAGUGUAGUAGACCAUGCUCAGUUCUUCUAUUUCUGCUUUCACUUGGAUGCAACAGGUGCCCAAACGGACCUCUUUGCUCCCCAUCUGACUUGGAGGCUGGAAAAAUACAAGGCACUUAAGCAUUUGCAAUAUUUCUGGACUUCAUUGUUAUAAUAUAAUUGCCUCUGCUCGUAUCUGAAUCUCUUGAAAGGCUGGGAAUCGCCGAACCCUGGUGCAGCUUUCUUGACCCGAGUCAACCCCACUCCCCAAGCAAAGCACCUGCCGCUACCCUAGAAGAAGCUCUCGUAAUCUCCUUAUGCAGCAGCCCUUUGUGCGAAGCAGCCUUCUGCUCCUGAGCUUUCUUCAGGCUGCUUUCCCCAAAAUACUCUAGUCUGAACUAGGGAUACGUUGCCUCUUCACAGGGGUUGUAUCGUCACGUUUAAGCCUCACAGCAGCCCAGCAAGGUAGGUGAAGGUGGCUUGGUGGCUCACAGUCGGCUCACGACAACCAGGUCUCGGGCCUCCAAACACAACCUUCUAGCCAUGUGCUUUCCUGCCUGUUGCAAAUAAUCGGAGAGACGCAAAGGAACCCCAGCUUGCGAAUGGGAUCUCAUUGCUGCCUGGAAUUCCAGGCCUCGUAAGUUUGCUGAAAGUGGAAAAGAGAGAGUAAUCUCCUGCCACUGCUGGAUUAUCUGUGCCAAGGCGGGGGGUGGGAUGUAGCAGAAGGAUUAAUGGAAGCUUCUCCCAACCCCCCCCCAUGUUUUAUUCCCUGAACUGCAGCGUCUCGGCAGGGAGAAGCAAAACGAGCACCGCCUUCUCCGCAUGAAGAAUGGAUCUGGGCCUCUGCAAGGCCCCUUGGCGGCCUGUGUGACUGGGCCAAGCGCAUGGGGGCAGGUGAAAGAAUCCCACCCCUGUGUUGCAUUCCUUUUUAAAGGGGAAGUGUUGAAGCAGCUGCAGCGGAGGUACUCUCUGGAAGCGCCAACCCAAGAGGCCAGAUCUGCUGUGUGCGCGCAAUGGUGCUGAGAGGCCUCUUCUUCAUUCUCUCUUUCCUGGAGCUCCUUUCAGGUGAGGAGCCAGAAGCAAACCUGGAUACCUACUGGUCCGGCACAGCCCCGAUCUGCUUGGGGGGCUGCAAAGGGAAACACAAAGAGCUGAAGAGAAGCCAAUGUGGGAACGGAAGCUGUUGCUGGCUGGGAUAUAAAUCGUUUUGUCGAGUGAAUUGUGGACGUCCGGAAGCGGAGUUCAAUUCCGUGGUCUACGGCAAUGACUGGUGGGUGGGCUCCGUGGUGCGCUACAACUGCCGCCCUGGCUUCCUUCUCGUUGGGGACCCGGCUAGUGCAUGCCAGUCCAGUGGCCACUGGACUCCCAAACCUACGUGCCUCCGGAUCUGCCUCCGGGGACGGAUUGAAAUCAACGAGCGAGACAUUGACAGGAGCUGCUCCUCUACCUGUCCCAACAAGGUGCACCUGGGGGCCUUUCUCAAUCAUGGCUGCAUCAAGAUCUCCUCCUGCACUACCAAGCAAUCUGGCUGGACCCGCUGGUUCACUCGCUGUGACUUUUGCGAGUGUGACUGCUAUGUCCCCUGCUCCUCUUCAGGAUAAAGGGCAGCACUGACAGGGCAGCUGUUCUGAGCUUCUCCACGCACACAAGUUUUUGACUAUCGGGUGUGCCUCGCCCUCCCUGGCUUCCAACCUGCAGAUGAAAUUAUCCUCGCCAGAGGGCCCCUUUGAACCUUCUCUUCUUAACUGGUGUGUGGGACAGAUGGGGAACCCAAGUGUCGUUAAGAUUUAAUUGUACGUGAAUAAAGCCUGUUGCAAAGAAUGUGUGUGUUCUGGCACUCAGAGGAAGCUCCAGGUGAGUGAGAUCCUUCUUAGUCGACAAGACUCAUGCUUGGCAUGCAGACUGUGCCAUUCAUUCAGUCCUUAGCAUCUCCACUUGAAAGGAUUUUUAACAGCAGCAGGGCUAAAAAAGGACUUGUACCUGAAUCCUUGGAGACCUGCUGCGCUCCCAGGCAUAGUGGGCUGAUGGGCUUUGCUGAUAGCUUCACAUUUCACCCUGAAUCCUUGGGUGUCUCUUCCAAGUGGGUAGACCCCGUCCCCGUGCAUGCAUGGAACUAAUCUUGGCUCACAUUACAAUCUGAUCUACUGCCCUUGCUGAAGUUUAGCAUCUUGAAUUAGGAGA
Messenger RNA from Hemicordylus capensis (graceful crag lizard), 3028 nucleotides. RefSeq names its product CUB and sushi domain-containing protein 3-like. Bases 1861 to 2448 code for a protein of 195 amino acids. The record is from RefSeq and is a predicted model, not a curated record. The transcript has 6 exons. Lineage: Eukaryota; Metazoa; Chordata; Lepidosauria; Squamata; Cordylidae.